Molecule: messenger RNA, 495 nt
Organism: Microthlaspi erraticum
Lineage: Eukaryota; Viridiplantae; Streptophyta; Magnoliopsida; Brassicales; Brassicaceae
Source: the annotation of a GenBank genome assembly
AUGCAGACGACGGAAGCGCAGCCGCAGCAGAACCAGUCGAUGGUGAGCUUGAGCUUUAGCAGCCAGAUGUCGAAGGAAGACGAGGAGAUGGCUCGCUCUGCUCUCUCCGCUUUUAGGGUUAAAGAGGAGGAGAUCGAGAAGAGGAAAACGGAGGUUCGCGAACGGGUCAAGGCUCAGCUGGGUCGGGUUGAGGAAGAGACCCGUCGUCUCGCCAGCAUCCGCGAGGAGCUUGAGUCUAUGGCAGAUCCUAUGAGGAAGGAAGUUUCAUGGGUGCGUAAGAAGAUUGAUAGCGUCAACAAAGAACUCAAACCAUUAGGCGCCACAGUCCAAAAGAAGGAAAGGGAAUACAAAGAAGCAUUGGAUACAUUCAAUGAGAAGAACCGUGAGAAAGUUCAGCUGAUCACUAAGCUAAUGGAGAUGGGACAGUUGGUUGGAGAAAGCGAGAAGCUGAGGUUGAAGAAGCUGGAUGAGCUAAGCAAGAGCAUAGACACUUGA